AUGUUCACAUGGUGCGUGUUAAACGCGCGUCGUCGCGGCUGCUCUGUUUUAGUUUCGAGUUCAACAUCCGUCGAAGAUGGACUUAGAAACGGACUAGAUGAACUCAACAAUUCGCGAAAGCGCGCGCUUCAGCUGCUCGGAGCGGGCGCGGGCCCGCUGUGCGCGGGCGCGGGCGGCGCCGCGUGCUCGCCCGGCAGCUGCGGCGGCGCCUCGCCCCCGGCGCCCGGCUCCGCGCCGCCCUCCGCGCCGCCCGCCUCGCCGCACCACCAGCCCACGCCCAGCCAGACGGCGGGCGUGGUCCCCACCACGCUGCAUACGCCAGCGCCGACGCCGGACCCGCUAGCGCCGCCAACUCCUGCGCCGCCGUCGCUGCCGCCGCCCAAAACCUACACCCAGGGCGACUCCCCGCUGGGCUGCGAGGUGUCCCGGCGGCCGGUGUUGCCCGCCGCCGCGCCGCGCCUGGACCCGCUGGAGGACGAGCACUCGCUGCACAUGCUCUACGACUAUACCACCGUCUACGCAUGGCUGGAGCACCCGGUGAAGCGCUUCAAGUCGUCGCAGAGCAGCUUCCGCGAGGAGAUGGCGCUGGGCGCGGGCGCGGGCGCGGACCUGUACGCCGGCCACGACCACACGCGCAUGGCCGCGGCGCGCGACCACAACGCGGCGCAGCUCAAGCACGAGCGCGACCACGCU
Messenger RNA from Trichoplusia ni (cabbage looper), 693 nucleotides. RefSeq lists its product as uncharacterized. NCBI's taxonomy places the organism in Eukaryota, Metazoa, Arthropoda, Insecta, Lepidoptera, Noctuidae. The transcript has 5 exons. The record is from RefSeq and is a predicted model, not a curated record. The annotation marks the transcript as partial.